This is a messenger RNA of Hermetia illucens (black soldier fly), 2343 nucleotides long. RefSeq names its product mutS protein homolog 5-like. NCBI's taxonomy places the organism in Eukaryota, Metazoa, Arthropoda, Insecta, Diptera, Stratiomyidae. The coding region runs from base 1 to 2343 and encodes 780 amino acids. Gene Ontology annotation, biological process: chiasma assembly; mismatch repair. The transcript is spliced from 5 exons. The record is from RefSeq and is a predicted model, not a curated record. Gene Ontology annotation, molecular function: ATP-dependent DNA damage sensor activity; mismatched DNA binding; ATP binding. Gene Ontology annotation, cellular component: nucleus.
AUGGCUAACAGACCACACGAGACCCAAAACUCGUUGGAAGAAAAUCUUGGCCAAGUCAUGUCGUUAUGUUGGGAAAAGGGGAAGAUCGCGGCUUCCUACUACGACCUCAGCAGUUUGGAAUUGUUCACUUGCCACGAGGCGUUGGAUCACUCACCGGAAUUCGCAAUGACCAUGAAUUUACUGCGUCAGGUGAAACCGCUACACAUCCUCGCGAGCGGUCCUAAUUACUUCCUGAGGGAAUUGCUUGUCUAUUGCCAUUUGCCAAGGGACGAGGAUCUGGGUCGAUAUAAGGUGAAAAGCCUUCGGAUGGCCGCUCUCCUGCCUUUAAUUAUCUUUCCACAAAGUGAGAAGAGUCUCAGUGCGAAUCGACGGAUUAUCCUGGAACUGAAUUUGCCUGGGAUGCCGGGUCAACUCGUCGCGGCCGACCGUGCGGCGUACGUGGAGAGUAUGCUCCCCUUGCAUCAGCAUUUGGUGGUUCAUAGCUUGGGAGCGCUUUUGCAAUAUAUCCAUGCGAACAAAUCGCAUCUGUUCUUGGGACUUGGAUCCGAUGUCGUUGUGAGUGAUUUGAAGGUUUACAAGCUUCAAACGGAAGUGCCGAUGGAUGAUGUCACUAUGGGAUCAUUGCAGAUAUUCUCUGGUACAAAUCACCAUCCUUCGGGUUACAAAGAAGGCGAAAACCAGUCAGUAGAAGGUUUCUCCAUUUUCCGACUAGUUGAUCGUUGCUUUUCACGUUUGGGUUCAAAAUCAAUGAAAAUGAUACUUUCCCAUCCAAUUCGUGAACCAGAAAAAUUAAAUUCGCGCUAUAACACAAUCAGUUGGUAUCUGAGUGCAAAGAAUUCAGAUAAACUGCAGCCUAUCAAAAAGUAUCUUAAAAAUGUUGGUGACAUAAGCCAAGUUUUCCGCAACAUCGUUUUACAACCAGAAAAUAUAAAAAAUUGGCAUCUCUUUAAGAAAAUCGUCUACAACGGGUACAUGGUGUUGAAAAGCUGCCAAGAAAUUGGAACAACUGCGGCACCAAACACUCUUUUUGCAGAAGUUGCGGAGUUCAUUGAAGAUGACAAUUAUAUCCUCCAAGUUCUCCAUGUUUUGGACAGAGUGGUUGACCUCGAUGAGGAGUUGUCUCAUUCAAAGUUUUCUGUAAAAAUGGGUCUCGACGUCGAUCUCGACGAGAAGAAGAAGUUGAUGAUUUCCAUCCAGAACUCUAUCCAAGAAGGAGUUCAAAAUGAGCUGAAAGAGCUGUCUAGUUGUGUGGGAGAUAUUAGCUCUUAUUACAUUCCCGAGGUCGGCUAUGUUAUUAAAGUGGUUUUUUAUGGAGAACAAUCACUUGUUGCUGAGCAAUUGAACCAGAAUUUCACUUUGGUGUCAAGAUCCGAUGAAGCCCAUUACUACCAAAAUAAUCAUUGUAAGGAACUGAAUGAGAAGUACGGAAAGCUUUAUUCCGAAAUACGGGAGCACGAGUCGAGGAUUUGUCAGCGCUUGGUCUCGUUUCUGAAGGAACGCUUACCCGGCAUCCAAGGCGUAGUUAAACUUUGUGCUCAACUUGAUUGCAUCUUAAGUUUCGCCCAAGUAGCCGAUGAAAUGUCCUUAAGAAAGCCGGAAAUUCUCCCGAAGAAGACUCUCAACAUCCAACAGGGGCGCCAUAUUCUUUGGGCGUUAAGACAACGAAUGGUCCCUAACGAUUUUAUCAGCGGCGAAAGCAAUCGCAAGCUGGUGACUUUACUGAGUGCUCCGAAUUCCUCGGGAAAAAGUGUAUAUCUGAAGCAAGUAGCUCUCACAGCGUACCUUGCCCACGUUGGCUCCUUUGUGCCUACAUCCGCCACACGACUUGGCUUGCUUGAUUCGAUUUAUUCGCGUAUAAAUUGCCCGGAGUCGGUUUAUGGAAAUAAUUCGUCAUUUCUGACUGACGUCCGGCAAUUGGGCAAAGUUAUGACCAAUUCCUCCGACCGUUCCCUUAUUUUGAUUGAUGAAUUUGGAAAAGGGACGAGUCUCUUAGAAGCCCAAGCAUUGCUCGCCUCAUGCAUUGAGAACUUGGUAAAACGAGGGGAGAAAUGUCCGAUUACAUUAAUUUCAACUCAUUACGCUGAUAUUUAUGACAUCGUUCCGGACAAGGAUAAGGAUGCAAUAUCAAUAAAAACAUUUGAAAACAUUACAACUAAAAAUGGUGAAAUGAUUUCAACAUUCCAACUAAAGGAGGGGAGAACUGUGAGAAAUUAUGCGACGAAAAUCGCCGGCGUUAAACAGUUUAUGGAGGAGAUCAAUAAAAGUUUUGAAAUGCGGACUCAUGUUUUAAUAGUUUUGCUGGUCCUGCCUGGAAUGCCACAAGGACAUGACUUAGAUGUUUAG